CGUUGUAAUACGGUUGUCUAACCUGCAAUAUAUCCGUUGUUCGAAAUCAAACGAACUCGGUUUGGAACUGUACGAGAAAAAAAGUUUUACGUGGUGAAUUAUGUGGAUUAUAAAUACGAUAAUACAUAGAUAGAUAUGGAACUGUGGGAAAAGAUUAUUAUAGAAUGGAUUGAAUGCUUGGGAGUGCAGAGUGAUGCUAUAAGAAAUACUACAGAACUGCAAGAUGGAGUGUUUUAUGCCAAUUUCCUAAAAUCAAUAAAAUGGAAGAAACAUGAGAGCUACGAUCAAAAAGAUAUUAUUAUCAAAUUUUUAGAAGAUGAAUAUCCUAGUUUUAAAAUCAACAAUGAUGAUGGCACAGAACAUAUAUACAUUGCAUCUUUAUUAUUGGUGCAUGCAUGUCGAACACUGUCUAAAAAGAAUAAUUCUCUGCAAUACAAUAUGUGUGACUUGAAGCAUGAAACACAAAUCAGAGUUAAAACCUUUUUGGAAAGUGUCUUACCUCUUGGAAAAGAUAUUACUAAGGAAACUAUGAGAGAAGUUAUUAUGGAGGUUGAAGAUUCAUCAACAAUUGCAAACAAUUUUAAAACACCAUCCAUUGAAAAAAUGUCUAAAUCUCCUGCCACUUGUUCUACACAUAGUAAAAAAAUAAUAACCGACCGAAUUCGAGAAAUGAGAGAUUUAAAAUGUAGUUUAGCAGUAGAACGAUUUACUAAUGCAGAAUUACAAGAUGACAUAAUAAUUCAACAAGAAAAAAUAGAAAAGUUACAGAAAAAACUCAAUGAAAAAUCAGCUCAAGUAAAGAUAUUACAAGAAGAAAGAAUGAAAGCAGCUACCCCACAGCCUUCUCGGUCAAAGGAAAAUGAUUCGCAACAUAAUUAUUAUAAAAGGUAUAUUGAUGAUUUGGAAAGUCAAUUGAGCAAACAGCAGAAUGAAAUGGAUAAAUUGGAGACAGAUAAAGAUACUCUAUCGAAAAAGUUAUCUGGUGUGCAAAGAACAUAUGUACGCUAUAAAGAAGAUUGUACAAAUUAUGAACAAUCCUUGGAAUCUUUAUCAAGUAAAAUUGAAUUGAAAGAUAGAGAAUUGGUAGAUCUUAGAAUUCAAAAUGAAGAAUUACGUGGGCGUAUUAAAGAAUUGGAAAAUAAAAAUGUUGGUACAGAACAAAGUUUUGAAGUUGAAGAUUUACCACUUCCUAGCAGAAUAUCAUUUAAUACUAGUGAAGCUCUAAGUUCUGUGAUUGAAAUUCAACUGCAGGAAGCUAAAGAAGAAUCCGCUAUAUUGCAAGCUCAAGUUGAUACUUUAAACGGAAAACUAAAUAUUCUUACAAAGGAUUACAAAACUGCUAUGGAAUCGAAUAGAGAUUUGCAGAAAAAGGUGGAAAAACUGGAUCAAGUACAAAUAGAAUUAAAUAAUCUGCAGAAGGAAUUAGAAAUAUCGAAUACAGAUAUUGCAAACUUACAAGUGGAAAAAACAUCUCUUGUUGCGCAAAAUGAAGAUUUAAGAAACUUACUUUCAUGCAGGGAAGAAGAAUUAUCUGAAAUAGAACAGUCAAAUAUUGCAUUAAAUACAAAAUUGGUUAAUUCAAAAACAGACAUUAAUAACUUGAAUAAAUUACUAGAACAAGAAAAAACUAAUUCUUCAAAUUUAAACAUUACUCUAACACAAACAAAAUUGCAGAUAACAGAACAUCUUGAACAUAUUCAAAAGGUUACUGAUGAAAAAGACUCGUUUAAAUCUUCCAUUGAAAAUUGCAAUGAAAGUUUAAAAGAUAUUUUACGUUUUAACAAUCAAUUUGCACAAGUUGAAGCUAACAAUUUAGAUAAUUCGACGCUUAAUGAUCUUAUAAAGUACAUUGAUGUAAUGUUGCAUAAUUGCAACACAGCACACAUUUCAUAUAAAUGUGACAUAGAUAAACUAAAAUUGACAAUAAAUGAAAUAAAUACAAACUUAGUUAAGCAACAAUCAACUAUUAUAACUUUAGAAGAACAAAAUAAGCAAAAACUUAUAGAUUUAGCUAAUAUUGAGGAAAACAAGAAGCAACAAGAUUUAUUGUUAAAUGACCAAAAAGAAACUAUUCAUAAAUACUUACAGGAAAUUGAAGUUUUAAAAAAAAUUAAAGAUGAAAAACUUGCUUUGGAAUCAAAUAUACAUGAGUUAACAAAUAAUUUACUCAAUCGAGAAUUAUUAUUAAAUUCUCUUAUGACACAAUUAGAAGACCUCAAGAAUGUGAAGAAAGAUUUAAAAUUAAUAAAAGAAGAAACUCAGCAAAGCUUAACUGAAUAUCAGAAAAAUAUAGAAUUAACCUUUAAAAAGUUGCAAUGUGAUUAUCAAACAGUGUAUUACAAUUUUAACAACAUACAAGAAGAAAAGAAGAAAUUAGAAUAUGAUCUCGAUUGCAAUAAGAAGGAAUUAUCAAAUACUCAAAUAAUAAAUGCAGAAUUGCAACAAAAUUUAUUAGAAAGUAAAGAAACAAUAAGUAAUUUGGAAGAAAGAAGCAGAAAUCUCUGUAACGAAUUAAAUGAAUCUAAACAAACUAUUCAAGACUUAAAAGAAAUAAAUCGGACAUUGGAAGAACGGUAUACAAUGAUGGAAACUGAAGCAAAAGAUAAUUUGGAAAGUUUGAAAUCAGAAAAUACUAAAAUAUUAUGUGAAUUCAAGGAUGCUACUGAUAAGCUCAGUUUAUUACAACAAGAAAUGAAUGACACAAUUACACAAAUAGAAUUGAAAAAAGCGCAGAUUCACGAAUUACUUUUGGAGGCCUCCUCUUUAAAAACAGAAAAAGAAGGUUUGAUGCACUCACAUGAAGAAAUGCUUCAAGCAAAAAAUAAAGAGAUAGAAAUGAAAGAAGAAGCAUUACUGAUGUCACAAGCUAAGAUGGAAAAGCUAAUAAAUGAAAAAAAUGCCACGGAAAAGAAGAUGAAAGAAAUAAUUAUUAAUCUUCAAGAAAUAAGAUCUAGUCAGGAUGCCGUUUUAGCAACUCAAGAAGCAGCUUUGAAAGAAAAAUGUUUACACAUAGAAGAACUUCACGAACAAUUUGAUAAUUCUAAGAAAAUAUUAAACAAGGACCUCGAAGAUGCAAAAUCACUAUUGAGCGAAUACCAAAUCAAAUUCUUCGAUUUAGAAAAUCAGAUUAACAAUCAAAACAAGGCUACAGCAGAAUUACAAGAAAUGUUAAGAGAAAUGGGUGUAAAACUUGAAACAAAUAAGGAACACUAUAAGCAAAUAGAUCAGAGUCAAAUUGAAAUUGUAAAACUGUGCCAAGAAUUGGAACAUCCAAUUAAAAAUUUGAAUUCUACAAUUAUGAAAACAUGCUCAGAUUUUGAUUUUCUCGAUCAGGAUUUAUACCAUGUACCACAAUAUGAAUGCACAGAUCAUAAAAUCGUAAAUAUUUCAAAUAUUAUUAAAAUGACUCUUGAUGAAUUACAUAAAUCUCAAAAAGUUAUCUUGCUUUUAUCUUGCACAAAUGCUGAAUUAAAUAAAACUUUGGCAGAGCAAAAAAUACUUAUAGAAAACAAUGUAAGAGACAAAGAAGAGAUCUCUAGUUUGAAGAAUAAAGUACGAGAAUUGGAAAUAAUAGCGCAAAAACGAAAUGACUAUCUUAAAAAUCUUAUAAAAAAUAAGGAAUCUUUAAAAAAUUCUUUGAAAAAAAUGGUUGCCUCACAAAGUGACUUAGAUACUGUUUUAAUAUCAUCUAUGCAAAAGUGGACUGAAAUAGUGACAAAGUUUCAACAUAUUUUUCACAUUGAGAGCUCCGUUUGCGACGAGUUCAAACAGUUACAAGCUAAAAAAGCAAGUCUCGAAAAUACAUUGUCGAAAUACCAAGUUGCCUAUUCAGAGAAUACUAAAUCUAUAUUCGAUAUUUUAUGGAAGAAAUUUUUAUGGACGGAGCAACAAUUACAUGAUACUUACUUAUGUUCAAUACAUGAAAAGGAAUGUCUCGAUGCAUUGACAAGUGUGGAAGAGGAUCAAUUUGCUGACGAGAAAACAAAUAUUGACAUAGAGGUGGAAAAGCAUAAAACAUUGCAAAACGAUAUAAUGAAGUCUGAUGAAGAAAUAGAAUCCUUCAUAGCUUUAGCCACUUUUUACGAAAAUAAUUUAAAAUCUGGCGAAAUCAAGACUCAAGUAGAAGUAGAGAAGAAACUACAAAAUCAAGUUAAUCAAUUGACGAAAGAAAAAAAAGAUCUAAAAAAUAAAAUGGAUACUAUGCGUGUAAGAAAUGUAAAAUUAGAAAAGAAUAUCGACGAUCUUAGGACGGAGAUGAAAAAGCUAAAAUCAGCGGAGAUAGCACCAAUUAAUUUGGAAGUUAACUUGAAAGAAAUGCGAUCUCUGAAGGAUGAAAUAGAACAUUUGAAAGAACAAAAUCAUCAAUUACGUAAAGAAAAAGAUGAGUCAAACAAGCAAUCUCUGAAAAAUGAAUUGGAACAGUUGAAACAACAAAAUCAACAGUUAUUUAAAGAAAAGGAUGAAUCAAACAAGAUUGUAAAACAAGAAUUUGAAAAUCGAAUAAAAGAAAUUCAUGCUACAUACGAACAAAAAUUGGAAGAUAUGAAGCAAAAAAUGAAAAUAGCUUAUAAUGAACAAAUGACAAAGUUAAAUAAAGAUAAAGAGAAUAUCGUACGGGAAAAAUUGCAGGCUCAAAUGGAAGUAAUGUGUCAGAAACAAAGAGAAGAAAUCAAUAAAUAUAAAGCACAUGUUGGCGAAUUAAGUUCGCAACUUUGGAGUCUGGGAGAAAAGUAUUUGAUUGAACAGAAACAGAAAGACGAUGCAUUGCAGCAGGUAAAAGAAUUACAAACCAAGUACAAGGAAGUUGAGGCAAAUCAACCAAUAACUACAAUUUCGCGCAAGACUUGCAAAAUAGAAAAAGAAGAAAUAUCACCUGAUAUGCAGAAAGCAACUGUAUCACAAAAAGUGAUAAUAACAGAAGAAACAUUCAAAAGAAGAGAUAGUAUUAGAAGCAUACAAGCAAUGGGCAAUGCGUUUAAAACGGAGGACGAGGAAGAAAUCUUUGAUAAUGUUUAUCUAGCCGAUAUGAAGAGAGGUAAAUGUGUACCUGUUAUGGAUGCGGAUCGCUUGUCCGUAUUACAAAUGAGGAAUUCUCUCUGUAAACCUCAUCUAAAAUCAUCUUAUCCGGCGGAAAUGCAAUUCCUUCCUCCAACUUUAACUGAAGAAGAGAUUAAAACGGGCUCUGCAGUGGAAGAUAAUUUUAACGAUAGUCUUAGUCAAAGCCUUCUUCCAGAACAAAAAAUAAGGAAAAAAGAUAGAUCUCAGAUAACAUAUAAAAAACCUGGCCCUCCUACUCCAAGUAAAAAUGGCGGAAGAUUGUCACUUCAGGGUAAUGAAUUAAAAAGCCCAAAUUCACGCAUAUUAAGAGAGCGGAAUAUAGAUAGGAGAAUGACGACCACUCCUCACUCAUUAAAGAACAUAUUCUCUUUAAAGCGACAAGAUGAAAAUGGCACACCCAAACGCAGGCUGAGUCUUUUCCGUAGAUCUAGAUUACCAUAGGACUGAUUGGAAUGCUGAAUUGAUAUGUAAAGAUAUAUAUAGUGUCAUAUUAUGUACAUAUUAUGUACAAAGAAUGACGAUAAUUUCUGGUUUUAUGCUUUAAUUUAUUGUCAUUCUUUGUACAUAAUAUGUACAUGUAAUUUUAUAAAUUCUGAUUUUAUGCUGUAAUUUAAGUUCUACAUAAAAUUAUAAUACAGGAUGAAUAAAAUAAUUUCAACCUUCUAUAAUAUAACAUGUAAUAAUUGUAAAUAGCAUGUAACACAAAUAUUUUAUUUUAUAUAAAAACAUUUAAAUAUACCAAGCGUUAUUG
Nylanderia fulva is the source of this 5809-nucleotide messenger RNA. It is a transcript of the gene mud, whose product is annotated as mushroom body defect. The record is from RefSeq and is a predicted model, not a curated record. Lineage: Eukaryota; Metazoa; Arthropoda; Insecta; Hymenoptera; Formicidae.